AUGCUUGCUCCUAUUCGCAACAUCCUGCUUCAGCGUGGCGCUGUCCGCGUCGGCGCCGUCCGCUCGCUCGCCACGCACGCUGCCAACCAAGGUCCCAUCACCUACACCGAAGCCCCGGCCUCCAAGCCCGCCACGCUCCACCUCAAGUCGGGCCACUCGUUCACCGGUCGCUCCUUUGGUGCUCCUCGCAGCGUCUUUGGCGAGACGGUCUUCACCACGUCGAUCACGUCGUACACCGAAUCGCUCACCGACCCCUCGUACCAGGGUCAGAUCCUCACCUUCACCCAGCCCCUGAUGGGCAACUACGGUGUGCCCGACAACGGUUCCGGUCAGAGCCCCAUCGAACACCCUGCCGAUGUCGACGUUGGCGCCUUCCUCGAGUCGAACAAAGUUCAGGCUGCCGGUGUGGUUGUCUCCAACCUCGCCGAGCGCUUCUCGCACUACCUCGCGAAGGAAUCGCUCGCCACGUGGUGUGCGCGACACAACGUACCUGGCAUCUUUGGUGUCGACACCCGCGCCAUCACCUCGCUUCUGCGUGACCAGGGCUCGACGCUCGGCGCGAUCCUCGUCGGUGAUGGACACGACAAGUCGCCCGACGUGGGGCAGUACAUCGACCCCAUGGCCGAGAACCUCAUCGCCAAGGUCUCAACCAAGGAGCCGUACGUGCUGCAUCCCGUCGGUGGCGCCAAGGCUGCCCGCGCCCACGUCGCGCUCAUGGACUUUGGCUGCAAGGCCAACAUUCUCCGCUCUCUCCUGCGCCGCGGUGCUUCCGUAACCGUCCUUCCUUGGGAUUACGACUUCAACGCUGUGCGCAACGGUUUUGACGGUCUGUUCCUCUCCAACGGCCCCGGAUCGCCCUACUCGAUCCAACCGGCGCUCGACAUGGCCCAGCGCGCCAUCGCCGAGUGGGACCGCCCCAUCUUCGGCAUCUGCAUGGGCAACCAGGUCAUCGGCAUCGCCGCCGGCGUCGAGGCCUACCGCAUGAAGUUCGGCAACCGAGGUCACAACCAGCCCGUCGUCGCCCUCAAGAGCGCCGGCAACUUUGUCAAGCGCGGUCGCGUCUACAUUACCAGUCAGAACCACGGUUACGCCUUGACGCCGGAUGAGGACAAGUGGCCCGAGGGAUGGCAGCCCUGGUUCGUCAACGCGAACGAUUCGAGUGUCGAGGGCAUCAUUAGGACGCAGUUGAGCGAGCAAAGGGCUAUGGUGUGGGGUGUUCAGUUCCAUCCCGAGCACGCAGGUGGGCCGGAGGAUACCAAUGGCAUCUUUGAGGACUUUGUCGAGGAGGUGGUGAGGAUCAAGGGUCAGCAGGGUCGCAGCGAGGCAGGGACGGGUUUGCCCGAGGGGACAAAGGUCAAAGAGGGCGCGCCGAAGUUCCCUGCCAGCGAGUUUGGCAUCGUUGGUCAGAGCCCUGCUCAUCUUUGA
Kalmanozyma brasiliensis GHG001 is the source of this 1425-nucleotide messenger RNA. Its product is annotated as Glutamine amidotransferase. The record is from RefSeq and is a predicted model, not a curated record. The transcript has a single exon. Gene Ontology annotation, biological process: 'de novo' pyrimidine nucleobase biosynthetic process; L-arginine biosynthetic process; L-glutamine metabolic process. Bases 1 to 1425 code for a protein of 474 amino acids. Gene Ontology annotation, cellular component: carbamoyl-phosphate synthase complex; cytoplasm. NCBI's taxonomy places the organism in Eukaryota, Fungi, Basidiomycota, Ustilaginomycetes, Ustilaginales. Gene Ontology annotation, molecular function: carbamoyl-phosphate synthase (glutamine-hydrolyzing) activity.